UUAAGCUACACAAUUGUUAAAGAGUCGAAUUAUUAUGAUCAACUGAUUCUGACUUGGAUACCAAAUUGUUAAAUGUUGAUGUUGAAGACUUUAUGGAACCAAAAACUCUAAUUGUCAAAAGUAUUCAAGAAGAUGAAGAAAUUUUAAAAAGUGAAAAGUUCAAUAAAUUAUUUUUCAUCGAAACUCACAUGGAUGAAAUGAGGAUACUUGAUAAUCCAAGAAUCGCAUGCUCUAUUGAGUCUGCAGCCAGGGUUAAUCAAGAUGCUAGAAUUUAUUUAUUUUUUCUGACAAACUCAAGUCGAGUAGUGCUCAAAUACUCGGAACAAGUGAAAAUCCUCUUAUCAUAUGACAACAUCUACAUCCGAUUCCUAAACAUCUAUGAGUUCUCAAAAGGAACUGAUUUGGAAGAUCUAAAAGCAAAUGAUAUCAUUUUGAAUUCAAAAUAUCCAAUUGAGCACAUGGCAGAUGUAAUGAGGGCUUUAAUUCUCAGCCUUGAUUUUAUAUCUAUAUAA
Messenger RNA from Chironomus riparius, 512 nucleotides. Lineage: Eukaryota; Metazoa; Arthropoda; Insecta; Diptera; Chironomidae. The record is from the annotation of a GenBank genome assembly.